UCCAGGAUCAUGUAUGGCAUAUGAGGCAGAGUGAGUUGUACUGCAGAGAUUUUGAAUCGCGUUUUUUUUUUGGUGUGAUAUCCUCCGAUGAAGAUCAUCUGAUCAGAUGCGCGAGAUCAUCCGACGUCCCAUGGACCAAUGAGAUGAAGUUGAGGAUGGAGAUGGAGGGAGGAUUCGAGAAUGAAGAAUAACGGGUGAGUUGAUUCCUCUUUCCCCUUAUUUCUUUUCUCACUUCAUUCUCCUCCAUCAUAUCCACAACUUCCAUUGCUCUUUCGCAUUCACAAACGUCGUAUCAUUUUGCUAUCAUGUCUCCCCUCCGCUCGAACACCAACCCAAGCCGCAUGGCCGUUGCCAUAUGUAGGACUUCUCGCAUUGUGAAUUCGCCAAGUCCACAACUCGUGGCAUCCGCGUCGACGGCAGAACCAGAGGAGGCAUUGCCGUUGGAGGAGGUGUCUCUCACACAGGUAGCGGAGAAAGAGUUGUCUCCGACUUUCCCUUUAGAUUUGACAGUAUGCCGCCGCGCAAAGCGUGCAUCAUCACCAGGGACGCAGUCCGUCGAGGGAAGUGCAGAGCAUUGGUCAGAGGAUGAGAAUGAGACGUACAAGGAUUACAAGAGUCGACUCGUCGCAGCUAAACUAGAAAUCGAGAGGCUUCGUACUGCCUUGAUGCAUGAGCAGGAUCGAAAUCCAUUCAUUGGACGUCUUUCUGCGCCGCAGUUUUGCAAGGAUAAAGGCACUCAGGUGGAUAGAGAGACAAAGGAGCAAGGGGCUCAAGUUGAAGUGGAGGAGGACGAUAACAGAAUGGAGCAACGUCCUCGUAAGCGGCGUAGAAUGGCCAGGACUACGAUAAUAAUCCAAAAUAUCCAAAAUAUUCAGACUUUCAACAUGUAAAGCUGAAUGGAAAUAAAGUAUUCUAGCC
Messenger RNA from Gamsiella multidivaricata, 918 nucleotides. RefSeq lists its product as uncharacterized. Bases 306 to 890 code for a protein of 194 amino acids. The transcript has a single exon. The record is from RefSeq and is a predicted model, not a curated record. NCBI's taxonomy places the organism in Eukaryota, Fungi, Mortierellomycota, Mortierellomycetes, Mortierellales, Mortierellaceae.